Colletotrichum destructivum is the source of this 462-nucleotide messenger RNA. RefSeq lists its product as uncharacterized. The record is from RefSeq and is a predicted model, not a curated record. The transcript is spliced from 2 exons. NCBI's taxonomy places the organism in Eukaryota, Fungi, Ascomycota, Sordariomycetes, Glomerellales, Glomerellaceae. Bases 1 to 462 code for a protein of 153 amino acids.
AUGAGUCUCGGCGGAACUACAAAUUUGCUUUUUUGGAUCGAUCGUCAGCGCAGGCGCCGCGGGCACUCACCUCAAGAGUCCUGCGGUUCUGUUAUGAUGUUGAUCCGGGGUCACAAUACUUUUUGCUCUUGCUCCAGAUCCUACGAUAACUCUAGGGGAUCGAAAUCACAUCAGAUCGGGAAUGAGGGGACAAGAUGUGUCCAUGGUUGCGGGGGGUUCAGGUUCAGUAUGGACGGACGCUCGAGCAAGGUCGAGGACCGUUUUGACAUGGAGGAAUUCCUUUCUUUCAUUUUCCUCAGUCCCCUCGACUACCAGAUUUUUUUUCUGUUUGUGGAAUGUGCCAUGGGUACCAACGACUUGGCGACUGUUGUAUGUCUGAUAUUGUCUGACAUUAGGCUGGUCGUGCCCAUUAUGAGGUCUUCUUUGAAAUUCGCAUGUUGUCUACACCUGAAUCUGAUGUGA